CUGCUGCUGCGGCCGCCACCGCCGCCGCCGCCGCCGCCGCUGCAGGAGACCGGCGCGAGGACACAAGCGGAAAGGCCACCAUGGCGGACGAAAUUGAUUUCACUACUGGGGAUGCAGGGGCUUCCAGCACUUACCCUAUGCAGUGCUCGGCCCUGCGCAAAAACGGCUUCGUGGUGCUCAAAGGACGACCAUGCAAGAUAGUUGAGAUGUCAACUUCCAAAACUGGAAAACAUGGCCAUGCCAAGGUUCACCUUGUCGGCAUUGAUAUUUUUACUGGGAAAAAAUAUGAAGAUAUUUGCCCUUCUACUCACAACAUGGAUGUACCUAAUAUUAAGAGAAAUGAUUAUCAACUGAUAUGCAUUCAGGAUGGUUACCUCUCCCUGCUGACAGAAACUGGAGAAGUUCGUGAGGAUCUUAAAUUGCCAGAAGGUGAACUUGGCAAAGAAAUAGAAGGAAAGUACAAUGCAGGUGAAGAUGUACAGGUGUCUGUCAUGUGUGCAAUGAGUGAAGAAUAUGCUGUCGCCAUAAAGCCCUGCAAAUAAAUUGGAACAUCAGGCAUGAGCGAUUCUUAGGUCUGGACAUGUUGUACAGAUCUAAAGUUUGCGUCUACAUAAUUGUCACCAAAGCUAUGGCCCUCAUAAGCAAGCAACCUCAUUCUUUUUAUUGUUUUGAGAUUGUGCUUGGUUAGUUUGGCAGGCAUUUUUUUUAAAUAGGAAUCUUUUCUAUAUCAUUCCUGUGGUUUUCAGUGUGA
This is a messenger RNA of Dipodomys spectabilis (banner-tailed kangaroo rat), 751 nucleotides long. RefSeq names its product eukaryotic translation initiation factor 5A2 (gene Eif5a2). The transcript is spliced from 5 exons. Gene Ontology annotation, molecular function: translation elongation factor activity; RNA binding; ribosome binding. The record is from RefSeq and is a predicted model, not a curated record. The coding region runs from base 81 to 542 and encodes 153 amino acids. NCBI's taxonomy places the organism in Eukaryota, Metazoa, Chordata, Mammalia, Rodentia, Heteromyidae. Gene Ontology annotation, biological process: positive regulation of translational elongation; positive regulation of translational termination.